Molecule: messenger RNA, 1242 nt
Organism: Eremothecium cymbalariae DBVPG#7215
Lineage: Eukaryota; Fungi; Ascomycota; Saccharomycetes; Saccharomycetales; Saccharomycetaceae
Gene: REH1
Product: Reh1p
Exons: 1
Coding region: 1-1242 (413 amino acids)
Biological process (GO): ribosomal large subunit biogenesis
Cellular component (GO): preribosome, large subunit precursor
Source: RefSeq, a predicted model, not a curated record
AUGGAUUCUCCUGUCAUUUUCACUUGUAACUCAUGUAUGAUUCAAUUCAAAUCAAGUGAACUGCAACGUUACCAUAUGAAAACGGAGUGGCAUAGGUACAAUUUAAAACGAAGGAUUACAGCAUUGCCACCAAUAAGCUCAGAUGUGUUUUUGCAAAAGCUACAAGUAUCUCAAAGAGAACAGGAGCUACAUCAAGUAGAUGAGUUUGGUUUCCCUGUUUUAAAGCCAAUCGACAACUCUGCGGGUAAUGAAAACAAGAAUGCAAGGAAAUACAGGGGGCGGUGUAAGGACACUGUUACAAAUAAAUCCAAAAGGUCUGCUUCUCCAGCCAGCUCGAUUACUUCAAGGGUUUCAAAAAUAUCUGUACGUAGUACAGAUUAUGAUGAAGCCAGCGCGUCCGAAUACGGGUUUACUACUGAGGACUCACAUUAUGAAUCGGAUUCUGUUAGCUCAUCAGAUUUCAACGGCAAAGAUGAACAAAUGGUUCGAGUUAGCGAUUGUAUUUUUUGUGAUGUUCAAUAUGAAGAUGUUGAUAGAAACUUGCGACAUAUGCUCCAAUUUCAUGGGCUCUACAUACCUGAAAGGUCGUAUUUGGUGGAUUUACCUGGAUUGCUACACUAUUUACUUGAAAUCAUCGUCGUAAACAUGCAAUGCUUGUGCUGCAGUUUCCAGGGUGUUGGUAUUGAGAGUAUUAGGACACACAUGGCAGCGAAGGGUCACUGUAGAAUACCUUAUGAAUCAAAAGAAGAACGGUCGAAGAUUGCUUCUUUUUAUGAUUUCAGCCUUGCCAGUGCCGAAACCACAACCCCUAAGUCUUGCAACACUGAAAAGAAAAUCAGUUUCAAGGAUUCUGCCGAAUAUAUACCAAUAGAAACAGAAGAGAAUAGUAUUUCCAAAGAGUUAAAUGCAAAUAACGGUGAAGACAUUAAUACAAAUAUUUCCGUAGUUCAAGUGGACAGUUCAGGUGUUGAAUUGAUGCUACCGACAGGCACAAAAAUAGGGCACCGCUGUAUGCAAAGGUAUUACAGGCAAAAUGUGCUACAUCCUGCCCAAGAAUCGGAUGGUGUGCGCACUGUAGCAAUAUCACAUUCAAGAUCUGUACCUGGAGUCACAGAAAAGGAGUUUAAAAGGAAUAAUAAGCAAAUGAAAAAGUUGGAACGACUAGAUCAUACAAAAGAAGAACAUAAACAUCUUAAGAGGGCAAAUUUUCAAAAAUAUCAUAGAGAUGAACUACUUCAGUAA